AUGUCGCUGAACGGCUGGCAUAGAGGCGAACACGCGAUUCACCGUAAACUCGGGACAGACAACGAUUAUUCCGUUGCAAACUUAUACCGCAACAUCGAUGGCGAUUUACCAGAUGAUCACGCUCAGUUUCACUCAACAAGACUCUCUUUUCUUCCUGUUGCAACACUGGAUAUUGAGGGUCGUCCAUGGGGAAGUAUUUUAAGCGGCCCGGAGGGUUUUGUCCAAACACCCAAGUAUUCCGUGUUGCGGGUUGCGGCAAAACUGUGGAAGGGAGACCCGUUACUAGAGAAUGCGGAAAUUUUUGCGAAGAGUGGAGAAAUGCUAGUGGCUGGGAUCGGGAUUGAGCUGACAACGAGGAGGAGGAACAAGUUCGCUGGGAGAGUCACGAGAUCGGAGAAGAAAGACGACGAACUAUUACUCGAUUUUACUGUCAACCAAGCCAUUGGAAAUUGUCCGAAAUACAUAGUCGUCCGUGAUCUAAUCCCUCAUGCAACUUCGCCCUUUGUCGCACAUCAAGACUUGAAUCUUGGGGUCAAUGCUCGUCUUUCCGACGACGCCAUACGGAUAAUCACCGCCGCCGACACAGUUUUUCUUGGCACUUAUUACCACGCAACUGCGGAAGACGCACUCCAUUUUCCCUCCCAUAUGGGCAUGAAUCAUCGAGGGGGGCGACCUGGCUUCAUCCGAGUAUCACCAGAAGAUAGUCGAACUGUGGUUCUACCAGAUUAUUCCGGCAAUCGCCUCAUGACUUCCCUCGGUAAUAUCGAAGCAACACCCUUAGCCUCUUUGACUUUUAUCGAUUUCGUUACUGGCGACAUCCUGUAUCUAACUGGAGAUGCGGAGAAUCUCGUUGGCGAAAGAGCUCUCCAACUGAUGCCUUUCCAAAAGUCGUUGACGACCGUAUACGUCACCGGGUACACGAUUGUUCGAAAUGCACUGCCAUUUAGACAGCGUCAAGGCAUAGAAAUGAGCCCUUAUAGUCCACCAAUCCGACUCCUCGCCACAGAAUCUAGACAGCAUCUCUUUUCCACCCAAACAUCGUCCCCGACAGCUCUCUUGUCUCGCAUCGAACUGCACUCGCCCACAAUCGCUACGUUUACAUGGCAAUCUUCUACCGCGCUCCACAUCCUUCCUGGGCAGGCAGUAAUCAUGAACAUGGCCCCUCUCGUGGGCAUUCCCGCAUACAGGCAUAUGGCGCCAAGCAAGCCGACAAUUGUCAAUGACGAUAGUGUGAGGACGUGGACAGUCUCGGCUGCCGGCAGGUAUCGAGCCCCCACGAAUGAGUUGAGCUUGACGUUACGGGAAAAGCGGGGUGGAGCGGUAACGGGCCCAUUGUUUACGAUUGCUCGCAAGCUGAAGGAAGUGCGACCUGAGGUUCUACAAGAUGCCACCGGACUCGAACUGCGUGUCGCAAUUGUUGGUAUUGCGGGAGAUUUUGUCCUCCCAAGCAACGUGGAGGACCAUAACGGCGACCUUUCAAAACCAGAACCCGUACCGCACAAGAAGCUACUUUGGAUGGCUGGUGGGAUCGGGCUGACACCCUUUCUGAGUAUGCUACGCUCCCUCGUUGAGCAAAGCAGCAGCUAUCAGUGGGACAUCAACUUCAUAUUGGCUUCGGCCGAACCACACGUCCUCGUCCCCCUCGUUAUGGACGCCUUCAGUCCCCAACCCAACAUCCAUCUCUCACUCGACAUAUUCACUCGGAUGUCCGACUAUGUCUUUGCUUCCUCAGAGCACGACAAUGUUGUGGUCCGAGUUCAUCAUCGUCGAGUGCCAAGAGAUUGGUUCACCCGUUCAGACAUGGUGGAUUUGGAAGAGCGGGAGGUCUAUUUGUGUGGCUCUCCCGAGUUCGAGACAGCUGCGAUGGAUGCGUUGAUCGCUGGUGGUGUCUCGGAAGAGACGGUGAAGAGAGAGGGCUUCGAGUAUUAA
Messenger RNA from Mycena indigotica, 1929 nucleotides. RefSeq names its product putative PNPOx domain-containing protein. Bases 1 to 1929 code for a protein of 642 amino acids. The transcript is spliced from 4 exons. NCBI's taxonomy places the organism in Eukaryota, Fungi, Basidiomycota, Agaricomycetes, Agaricales, Mycenaceae. The record is from RefSeq and is a predicted model, not a curated record.